Molecule: messenger RNA, 4657 nt
Organism: Ornithorhynchus anatinus (platypus)
Lineage: Eukaryota; Metazoa; Chordata; Mammalia; Monotremata; Ornithorhynchidae
Gene: HECA
Product: hdc homolog, cell cycle regulator
Exons: 5
Coding region: 190-1818 (542 amino acids)
Source: RefSeq, a predicted model, not a curated record
CCCGCUGCUCCGUGCAUCCUCCUCCCGCUGCUCCGUGCAUCCUCCUCCUCCUCCUCCCGCCGAGCUCCCGGAGGCCGCGGGGAGCUCCGUCCGGGCUCGGCAUGAGCAGCCGGGCCGGGGGCGGCGGCGUCCUGGGCUGAAGCCGCAGCGCCGGAGCAGCCAAGCCCCGCGGCCCCGCUCGCCGUCGACAUGCCCAACCCCAAAGCCGGCAGGGGCGGACGGAAAAACAAACGCGCCAACAGCAGCGGGGACGAGCAGGAAAAUGGAGCCGGGGCGGGGGCCGCGCCGGGGGCCGGGGCGGGAGCCGGGCCGGGGGCCGGGGCGGCGGCGGCAGGGUCGGGGUCGGCAGCAGCAGCAGCAGCGGCCGCAGGAGGAGCGGCCGGAGCCGGGGGAUCCGUGGCCGCCGCCGCCGCCGCCACCGCCGCCGCCACCGCCAGCAGCGACACCAAGACCGAAGCUCCUUGCGCCACACCGUUGAUUUGCAGCUUCGGAAGGCCGGUAGAUCUCGAAAAGGACGACUACCAGAAGGUGGUGUGCAACAAUGAGCACUGCCCCUAUAGCAACUGGAUGCACCUCCAGUGUUUUUACGAGUGGGAGAGCAGCAUCCUCGUCCAGUUCAACUGCAUUGGCCGAGCCCGGAGUUGGAACGAAAAGCAGUGCCGUCAAAACAUGUGGACCAAGAAGGGCUACGACCUGGCCUUCCGCUUCUGCUCCUGCCGUUGCGGGCAGGGCCACCUGAAGAAGGACACGGACUGGUACCAGGUGAAGCGCAUGCACGAUGAGAAGAAGAAGAAGGCCGUGACGGAGAAAAGCAUGGGCAGGGCCGGGGCGGAGGUGGCAGAGGAGGCAAAAAAAUGCAGGCCUCUCAACAAGCCACAGAAGGGUUUGAACCAUGACCUCCAGCGGAGACACUCGAUGGACAGACAGAACUCGCAGGAGAAAGGCGUCAAUGCUGGCGGCUAUGGAAUGCGCUCCCCCUGCGGCUCCCCUGGCCAAACCCCUCCUACAGGCUACGCUAUCCUCUCCCCUGCUCAUUUCAGUGGCCCCCGCUCCUCCCGAUACCUGGGGGAGUUUUUAAAGAAUGCCAUUCACCUCGAGCCUCACAAGAAAAACAUGGCUGCUGGUGGCGGCAUGUUCCGGAACGCCCACUUUGACUACGGGGCGGCUGGGUUACAGGCCCACAGGGCUGGACACUUUGACGCUCCAGUGCAAUUCCUGAGGAGGCUCGACCUGUCCGAGCUGCUUGCCCACAUCCCCCGCCAUAAACUGAACACUUUCCACGUUCGGAUGGAAGACGACGCUCAUGUGGGUCAGGGGGAGGAUCUCCGGAAGUUCAUUCUCGCUGCCCUUAGUGCCAGCCACAGGAACGUGGUAAACUGUGCCCUUUGUCACCGGACCCUCCCGGUGUUUGAACAGUUCCCUCUGGUGGAUGGAACUCUUUUUCUGAGCCCAUCGAGACACGAUGAGAUUGAAUACGAUGUUCCUUGUCACCUUCAAGGGAGACUCAUGCAUCUGUAUGCUGUGUGCGUGGAUUGCUUAGAAGGGGUUCAUAAAAUAAUCUGCAUUAAGUGUAAGUCACGAUGGGAUGGAAGUUGGCACCAACUGGGCACCAUGUACACCUAUGAUAUUUUGGCAGCCUCUCCAUGUUGUCAGGCUCGACUGAACUGUAAGCACUGUGGAAAACCAGUAAUCGACGUUCGGAUUGGAAUGCAGUAUUUCUCAGAGUACAGCAAUGUCCAGCAGUGCCCACAUUGUGGGAACCUAGACUACCACUUUGUGAAGCCAUUUUCUUCUUUUAAAGUUCUGGAGGCUUAUUGACAAAAACUUUGCUUUAGUAUUAGUUGUUUUAUGGGUAUUACUACUUUAUUACAUAUCUUUUAUAGGAAACUUCUGUGACAUUAAUUUCUUUUGUAAUUUAAAGAACAGGUUUCUUGUAUAUGUAUGUUACUAAAUCUGGGACUGACACUCCCCACCCCCCCAGCACUCCUAACCUCUUCUCCACACCCCCCAGGUCUUAGCCCAGGGCCAAGGCCAGGGCUAGCUAGUCCUGGGCCCCGGUGUGUCUCACGUGAGUUUGGGGGAGGGGAAAACCAUGUUUAAUGAUCUUUGAAACAGAGGUGCCAACUUUUAAAUUUAAGCGUGGGGACAAAAAAUGGGAGCAGGGAUUUUAGUAGGGGGUGGGGAUUGGAAAGCCUUCAGAGAGCGGAUAGAUCAGAAAGCCAAAAUUUUGGUUCUUUUUGGUCCUGAUGGGAAACUCUCAGGUCUUGUCAGAGAUUUGAGAUGAGCAAACCUAGGUGUCCAGCUCAGAAAUCUGAGGGAGACCAUCACCCUGGCCUGGCCCCGUGGAGUGAGGGCCUGUGCUUGAAAUAGCUUUAAGUUAAGGCGGGGAGGCAAGGAAGGAAACGUGUAAACGCAUAGACUGGAAGCCUGAUGGAGUUCAGCUGCUUUUUGGGGUAGGGAGGCCAACUCCAUUCAAACAGGAAAUGGUUUCAGCUUCAUUCUCAGGUUUUGCCUGGGAUUUGAGAAAACUAAACUAUGUGACAAGUGAAUGUAAAUCUGUGCCAGGAGAGGCGUUUUGUGUAUUAGUCUGUAUCUUGGCGUAGUGUUCUGCAGUAUACAUUGACAUGAAAGUUACCCUCACUGACAGAUCAUUUGGAGGUGGAUAUUGUUGGAGUACCGUUUCAUCGCUAUUGUAAUUUAGCUGUCAGGUAAGUUCUUUAUAACAAUUUUGGAAUGGAGUGAUACACUUGUUUAACUUCAGAGCUACAAUAAUCUAAGUCGAUAGACUUUCGGAUCCUGCCAUUCCCUCCAAUUGCCUUCCAAAUACUACUGAAAUCAUAGUGUUUGACUUUGUGGGAAGGACUGGUUUUCUUGAAAGGAUAGGGCAAGAGAAAACGUACCAAUUUGACCUUUUAUAAUACUGUAGUGCUAAGCACAGUGGCAGACAGAAGAUGACUCGACUGUACUUAGUCCCUGUCCCACGCAGAACUCACAAUCAAAGCGUCAUCAUUUGGGAAAUUAUGGGCAGAACAAACCAUUGCCACUAGUAGAUUUCCUAGAGAACUCUUAUCACUGAGACAGUUUAAAAUCUGGUUUUCAAGCGGAUUGUGGUCUCUUCCAUGAUACACUUCCACUCAAGAGUAUGACUGAAAUAAAACCUUAGAUUCUGGAAAGCCGAUUUCAAAGAAUGGCCCUAAAACAUAAGUAUAGAACUAGGUUGCGGUUUUUCAAAUUAAGGUGAACUGGGAAUUACAAAUUUGCAGGCGAGACUAUAGUUGGGUAUAGUGGAACUUAACAAGAGAAUGCAUAAAGUGUUUGAUAGAUGCAUGUUAUGUUACGGCAAGUCCUUUUUAUUCCUGAACAAUAAUUUCUUCCGUUUUUCUAUUCUCAGAGAAACCGGGUUCCUUUUUGCUUUCAGAAGUGUUUGGGCAUGACUGCCAAUGAGUUAGAGAUACACUCCAUGACGUAUUUAGAGACUCCAGCAUUUGAGGAUCACAGCGUUUGAAUAAUGCCCUUUAUUUCUCACUUUGUGUGCUUCUAAGUGUCAACUGUUGCCUCCAGAUUGAUUUUUGGUGGUCUGAAAACAUGCCACAGCAGGGCAAAGUGCUAGAGAUAUUGUGAGAGGAGAAACACAGCUCUCUUAUCUGCCAAUUUUUAACUUCACUGGAAGAGGUAUAUAGAGGAAACAAGCCUUGAGAAGUUGCACUCAGUGUUCCAGUGAUGAACCCAUUAUAUGCCCAAACAUUAACCUCAGACGAACUUCUGUCUUGAGAGUACCAUUUGGACUUUGUUUCUGAAGUUAAUGUGAAUGGUAAAAUCGUUUGCCACUCAUUUUUCUUACUCUAGUAAAGUGUGUACAGUGAAACUUGCUUAACUUCUGUACUUAACACGUUUUCUUGUGAAUGGCAUUCAAUUUUUAAUGUUCUUUUUAAACCCCACAAGUCAUCGGGCCUCUGGCAUUUAACAUUGUUUUUCCUCUUAGUUUUUAUUUUUCUUGAUCCCUUGAAAAAUGAUAAAACAAGGUCUUACUGUGAAAGAAAAUGAUCUUUUCAUCUUUAUCUUUAAGAUGAAAUCAGGAUGUGUUGUUGCUGUGUUGUAUGAAGGGAUAAAACUGUACACUGUCAUUUGGUUUCAAACUUCAAGUGAUCCUUUGAUUUACAGGAGUCUAGGUAUUGCCAAAAUUCUUCUGCUUUGGAGACUAAAGUAGAGCAGGGUUUAAGUACCAUUGUAAUAAAUAGACAGGUUCAGUUCUUUGUUCCCCAUUCCCUUCCAAAGUAAAAUGCCAUUAAAUGCUUUCUCCUUUUGUCAAUAUCUUGAGAACUGGGCCAUCACCUGUUGAAGGUACAUUUUUGUUGUGUGUGUAUGCAGGACAUAGAUUACUGUAAAGCAGCGAUCUGUGAAGGAACAUGGCCAUAAUAAUAAUAAUAAUAAUAACUGUGGCAUUUGCUAAGCUCUUAUAUUUUUGCUAAGUGCUGGGGUCAAAAUGAGAUAAUCAGUUUGGAUACAGUCCCUGUCCCACAUGGGGUCAUCAUUCCACUGUGUUGGGUUGGACUAGGUCGAAAGGCCAGUGAAAUGUUUGAGAUCAGUCAGCCAAUCAUAAUAAUGUUGGUAUUUAUUAAGCGCUUACUAUGUGCCGAGCACUGUUCUAAGCGCUGGG